GCAAUAAAGAAAGCAAGAGGUGGCCUCGGAGUGGCCCCGUCCCAUGAGCCGAGCCGAGCGACACAGAUGCACGCAGCAGGCUUCCCCACAGCUGCUUCCUUGCAGGCCGGAGGGAGGGAUCGAAUCGAAUAGAGCCGCGCUCAGCCUGCCGGUCGUUUUCCCUUCAACCACCGCGCGAUCUGCUGCAAAUCCUCCAUGCUUUCCCCAGCGGAAAAAGGAGAGAUACAGAUACUAGCUAGAUAUAUUAUCCUCCUGCUGCUGCUGCUGCACACCACAACAACCCACCCGCCGGUGCAAGUUCGUAGUGAUUCCAUUUCUUUUGUGACCAGCGCAAUUGAUAAUGCCGGCGUCGUCGUCGCCGUCGCCGUCGCCGCUCGAGAUCGUGACCUGCUCCGCUCUGGAGGAUCCGUGGUCACCAAUGAUGGCCAUCGCCGGCGACAAGUUCACGGUGGUGCAGCGGGUGCCGAGGGACGUCUCGGACGGCCUCCUCGGCAAGUUCGCGGACACCAGCGCGUUCGGCUUCGACUACGACCGCAGCGCGCUCUGGUCGCCGCUGGUGCUGCGUCCCGAGGCCAUGCUGCUCGCGCAGUGCCCGGCCGGGCGCCGCGGCCGACGGCGGCUACGAUGGCGGCAGCGUCGCCGGAACCGGAGGAAGGUGCUCUGCGGCUGCUGGCAAUGGUGGUGACGUCGCAUGCAAUGUUGCCUACGGACGUCGAAGCAUCUGGUCUGAAUCAUCCUGCAAACGUUCUGCCGCCGAUUCUUGGAUUUCUUCAUUCUUCUGCAGUAUUAUGCAUUCAAAGAGUCAAUACUGUUACCAUAUCGUCUCUCUAUGAUCAACGACGAUGGGAAGCUGAGGACGCUAUGUAAUGUAUAUGUAUGUAUACAUGCAGCAACGUAAGGUCCAAAUGUAAGAUGAAAUGAUUGUGUAAUGUAUAGUCACAGAUAAUUACAUUGUUUUUUCGAUGUGCACAUUGGACACGUAUCAUUGUGUUGUGAUUGUUGGAGGCAUCUUCAACAGGAAUGAAUACAGUAAUUACACUUGCUAAGUA
Molecule: messenger RNA, 1049 nt
Organism: Zea mays
Lineage: Eukaryota; Viridiplantae; Streptophyta; Magnoliopsida; Poales; Poaceae
Exons: 2
Coding region: 341-685 (114 amino acids)
Source: RefSeq, a predicted model, not a curated record